CAGCUUGUCAUUACAUUGAGAACAGGGGAUGGUUUUUCACCCAAAGGGUUAUAAACCAAUGGAACCGCCUACCCGCUGAAGCCGUCAAUGCCAAACUCAUUGCAUAGAGUAAUGAUGGAUGAAUUUUGGUACAUUUGGCGUGGCCAGUUAUUUGUUGGCGCAAAUGACAUUGGACUAGCAACAAUAUGGUCGUGUUACAACACACUUAUCCCUGGACUUGGUGGAAGCUUGAAGAUGUCAUGUAUUGGAAAAUAUGAUGACCUUUGGUGUAAAAUAUUGAGGAGUGAACCAUGUUUAUUGUCUCAAAAAUAUCCAACACAAAUCAAAGACAAAACUAUAUCGACAUUCCAUAUUACGUCUCAUACACCGCAGUUUCUUCAGCUCGCUCAAGAAUUAACUCAAACUCAAAAGCCGUGUAUAUUGACCUCAGAGUUAGUUAACCCAAGGCUGCUUGUAGAAGUUAUCCUUGCGCCCGAGUGUGCAGAGCUCCGGCAGCUGGGCUUGAAACCUUUUCCCGAUCCUCAUCAACCCUCACUCAAUGUCAUCUUUGUAUUCAACAACUGCAUAGAGAAUGCUAUGAACAUUUAUAAUGAGUGGCGUAAUAGUGAGCUUUCUGCGAUGAAGGAGUUCUACACUCCCUCAAGUGGAUCUGAGCAGAUCAACUGUAGCACAACCUCUAAAGCUAGUUAUCAACCAAAAACAACAGAGGAUAUGAAAAAAAAAUGUAGUAUUGGGUACAAAAGUAGACGCGACAGCAGUAGUGAUACAGAAAUAGGUAAUUCAAAAGAUACAAUGAAACCUAAACAAAUGAAUACAAAAUUACCAGAGGAAAAGGAAAAUAUUAUUGAAAUAGAUGAAAAUGAAUGCUCUAUAAAUAAUAAACUGAAACAAAAAUCUCUCAUGACUGUGGAUGGAUCCACGAAGAGUAAAUAUGUCGCGGCAACACGUAUAUACCCCAAAAAGAGAGAGAAAUCCAAGCGUCUCCAACUUGGAGAAACUUUACAAAGUACAGUAGCUGGAAGGAAGAAAUCAGAUUCUUCUGUGAGCACAGCUUUAGUGCCUGAGAACACUGUCACUCAAGCUGUUACAACAAAUAGAAAGUCCAUAGAAAAUGAAGGAAAUCAAUACGUGGGAUCUCGUGCAUUUAGUAUGUUGGAUACAGUGAUGUUGAACAAUAAGUUUUGUUCGAAGAGCAUAAACAAGCCAGACUCAAUUAUACCAAGUAUGUUGAAGAGAAGUAAAAGAGAGAGUAGCUCAAAACGAAUGUCAAAUUGUAAGAAAAUUGAGAAAGCAAGUAAUGUGGAUCAUGUUCUUUCUCACCUGGUAAAGUCUGAUAUAAAUAAAAUUAGCAAAAAAGUGGAUGGAAAAAAUGAACAAGAUUUGAUAAAGGUAGAGAAAGAUAGUUGUUUACCCUCCAGUGACAAAAUUUUGAAAAAACUACCAUCAACAAAAGGGAACCAGGAAGGUAAAUACAAGAAUGUAAAAAGUGAAAAAGUGGUAAAAAUAAAAAGUAAAUCAAAUAAUGCUGAAAAAAAGGUUCCUACAAAUAAGUCUAAAAUGCUAGUCUCUAAAUGUUCACAAGUUCUUGCUGUAGGAAAACAAAAACCAGAAGUGGCAUCUCCUAAGCUAAGCAAGUCUUUAGGUAACAUAGAAAAAGGUUUUAAUGCAUCGGAAAAUAAUGAAAUAUGUAUCAAAAUUAAGUCAGGAUUUGGUAAAGUUGACCAAUUAAUUGCAGAUUUAGGAUUUAAGAGAAAGAUGAAUGAGAGGGUAGUUGACAACAUUUUGGGGCCUAGGAAGAAAAUAAAGGUAAUUGUUGAAGAUAUUAUGAAGGGUUCUGUCAAUUUAAAGGUACAAGAUGUACAGAUAAAUACGUGUAGUAAAAUUACCCAGUUAGAUGCUAACUUAAUGCCUGCAAGAAGAAAUGGUAAUGGAAUGAAAGAUGGAAUUUACAACCUAAGUGUGAAGACAGCAGUAAUCAUGAACAGUUCAGAAAACAUUAAUGUAACAAUAAUUCCAAAUGGGCAGGAGUGUAGUGCUUCAGGUAAUCAAAUAUAUAAUGAAAUAACAGAUAAAGAAGUUACAAAGCCUCUUAAUGUGGAUGGUCUUCAAACGUCUUGUCCCCGAAUAUCUCAAAAUGGUGUUGAAUCUGCUCACCAGGAAGCACCGGACUCGUCGGAAACCCACACAGAAAUUAAAAGACUACAUAAAGUGAAAGAUUAUCAACAUAAUUUCAUCAGUGAUAAUGACCCUAAGCCUGAUAGUAAUGAAAAUUUAACUAAUGGUAUUAUGGAUACAACACAAUGGCUAAACAUACAGCUACCCAUACCACUCAAAUCGAUACAAGUGCCAGAAGUUGAAAAGGCUGUAAUUCUGGAUGCUAGCAAGCUUAGCAAAGUUCAGAGCUUGACACCCAUGGAAGAUAAAUCAUUACCAAAAUCAUGUCAAGUGCGGCACCCUCCAAAAACCAAGGAUAUUUCAUCUAAUAGUUCGGAAUUUCCUUCAGUUUUAUCUACUGAUAAACUUCAUGAAAAAACAAACCACUCUUCUUUAGAUGUAAGUGAAGUGCUUGAUUAUAGCUUUAAACAUAGUGAUGGAGCUCAAAAUGAGGAAAACUUUAAAGGUGGUAAUUUUUCAGUUCAACCACUUAGGAAUUCAGAAAAUUCAAAAAUUCCAUCAAAACCUAAUAUGCUUAAAUUAAAUGCAGCUGAAGUUCUGUCUUCUAAAUCCCAAGUAAACACACCUUUAUCUCUCUUGCUUUGCAAGCUCUUUAUAAAGAGACAUCUUUCCUCAAGCUCUAACCUGUAUAUUCAAGAGAAUGGGGAUGUGUCACAGAUUUGUAAAUCAUCGGUGCUUGUUGACAAUGAUGGUAAUUGUGCAGUUGGGUUAAACCAACAUGAGAACCAGAAGGAAAAUAUAGACCAAAUAAGUUUCAAUGUAGGGCACAGGGUAAUUAUGGAUGAAAUCCAGAAAACCGGCAAUAAAGGAGAAUAUCAUAGUAUCAAUAACGUGCCUCAUAUUUGUGAACGAAAAGAAGUAAAUACCAAAGAUAUUACUACUUGUAUACCCUUGCAAUACAGUGCUUUGAAUGAGUUUGGAAAGAGUAAUAGUAGGAAUUCAUCAGAAAUUUAUAUCGCAUCUAAACAGAAUCAAUCUAAUUUGAAUUUCAAAUCAAAUGUCAAUGUACUGAAACCUACAAUUGAGGCAUACAGUAUGGUAUUGGUAAGUAAUGGGGAACAAUCCCCUAUUCUUGAUGGGCUCAAAACACUAUCACAGUUUAUAACAAAACAAAUGGUCAAGGAUCAAAAUGUUCAUUGCCAAGAUUCUGGUGUAAAAAGUAAUACAUGUGAAGGUCAGCAGCAGAGAGAUAUUUUAGAUCAACAACUCAAAGCAUUAAUUGUGAAACAAGUGAGAAAACUUAAUGGACAAUUGAAAAAUCAAAAUGGAAAAGCUUUGCCAACAAGUUUGAAUGGAGUAAAUUUUCUAUCCAAAUAUCAAAAUCCUAGGAACCUUCAGUUACCGGGUCAUUAUGAGAAUGCUAAAAAUUCUCUCGAACAUUCAAAGAAAUCCAUGACCAAUACAGAAAAUGUAAUUAUAGAAAAAUACACUUUAUCUGAUCAUAGACUGAAAUUAAGACUUUGCCCUCAAAGAACAUCGGCCUUAGCUGAAUGUGACGAUGCUUACACCUCAGAUACACAAGAUUCUUAUAAUGGAAUGUUUGUUACUAAAACUUCAAUAUUUACACCAAAUAAUUUAUACCAGCCAGACUGGAAAGAUGGUUCUUCACCAGAGUCAUCUCGGGAAUUGCAGAUGCAAAAGUACAUCCACCUUUUCAAUGCUGAUCAGCAGGAUAUUUUGAAAUUGAAGUGUUUAUUUGUUAAUCAUAAGAAGUCAUAUACUGCUCUUGAGGAGAUAGAGAAAUGUGGUGGCAGUAUAUAUAUCCGACCCUUGGUACUAGAUGAGCUUCUUUCACAUCCAUCUCUUAGGAAGCUGUGUAAUGUACCCAAAGUUCACUUUGGUGUGUACAACUCUCUUCUGGCUGUCCUGAAGGGUGGUGCCACACCUAUACUUAAAUCAAAGUGGCUACUGCUUGUGCAUCACACAGCCAUGUUGGAUGAAUCUUUUGAUAAAUUAUUAGAGAAAGUGCUGAAGGACAGAUUUUUGAAUAGCUCUCACCACCACAAUGUGUUUGUGCCCAUCCUCACCCUCAGGACCUGCACUCACAUACUAUCGACCAUUCAAAGAAGAUCAAACAGGGAGCAAGAGUUGGGUAAUAUUCUUCGGAGGAAUAUCAUUGCACUCAAUAAAUGUGUGGCAGCUGGUGCUGCUCAAAUUAUUGAUGGAGGAAACUGUUUUGCUUCAUUAAGUCCCGAGUCGCCUACUUCAGAGUUCAUAAUGUGUGUGCGUGUCAUCCACUGCUGUUUUGGAUAUGGUCAUCGCCACACUGCUGUUCUUGUUGGCAACACUAUCCCAGAAAGCGAUGCUACUCGACAGUCUUUCUACAACAUGAGCACUGUGCAAGAUAUCAACAAAGCUAUUUAUGUUAAUGACUAGCAGGGUAUGGUAAUUUACAUUGCCUAAUUAUUUGAUGGUA
This is a messenger RNA of Procambarus clarkii (red swamp crayfish), 4591 nucleotides long. RefSeq lists its product as uncharacterized. NCBI's taxonomy places the organism in Eukaryota, Metazoa, Arthropoda, Malacostraca, Decapoda, Cambaridae. The record is from RefSeq and is a predicted model, not a curated record.